Molecule: messenger RNA, 744 nt
Organism: Amphiprion ocellaris (clown anemonefish)
Lineage: Eukaryota; Metazoa; Chordata; Actinopteri; Pomacentridae
Exons: 2
Coding region: 58-669 (203 amino acids)
Source: RefSeq, a predicted model, not a curated record
CAUUUGUAAACCGACUCUUGUUGGAUCCUUGAAUCAAGGCUACUUGAAGACCUGGAAAUGGACUUCAGACUCGUGGACAUCGAGGGACCUGUGGGAGCUGCCCCGGAGGUGCACCGUGACGCUGCUGGGUUUGUGGACUACGUCGUGGAGCGUCCCGCCAACGGCCUCCCGGAGCUCAUCUGGAUCAUUGAUGAUGACGACCGUGUCGUCGUCUUCAAUGAUUCGGAUGAGUCUUCCGAGGAAGAAGACUCGGAAGACGACUGGAGCACCAGCGAAGACUCCGGCUACGGCAGCCUGGACGAGGAUGAAGAAGACCCGGAGGACGGCGAAGAAGAGGACAUCCGACCUCGCUCCCCCCUGGUCCAGCGGCUCCCCCCUCCUGCUGGUGCUCCAGUCAUCGCUGCUCCCGCUGCUCCCCCACAGGAGGACCUUGCUCUCCACAUCAUCUCCUUCCCAAAGAGGCCCUGGGAGGAGAGCGAUGUGGAGGCACAGGUAGGUACGAAGAGGCAGCGGACCAGUGAAGAGGACAACCAGCAGCCAGGACCAUCUACAUCCGGUGCCACAAACCACAGCGCGUCCGGUCCCUCCACGUCAGGCCUGAGCUCCUCUGUGACCAGUGGAAACUGGUUCAGGCCUUUUUGGAGUCCAGAUGAUAGUGACUCCGAUUAGUCCUGAAACUGGUGGAAGCUCUGAGCAGAGAAGUUCCAGCUGACAGGCAGCUCCCACUUCUUACUGCAGGGAUUG